AUGAACGGUGUUACCUUUGACUUUAACGAAGAGUGCCUAAAUGCUUUUAAGGUACUUAAGGAGAAGUUAUUCUCGGCACUGAUAGUUGUUGCACCAAAUUGGGAUAUUCUAUUUGAAUUGAUGUGCAAUGCAAGUGAUUGUGUAGUGGGGGAAGUGUUGGGCCAACAUAUUGAUAAGGUAUAUUGGUCUAUUUAUUAUGCUAGUAGGACUCUCAAUGAUGCACAAUUGAACUAUGCCAUAAUAGAGAAGGAACUCCUCGCAAUAGUAUAUGCAUUUGACAAAUUUAGACUGUACCUCAUUUGCAAAAAAGUAAUAGUGUAUACUGACCAUUAUGCUAUCAAGUACCUGAUGACAGAGAAAGAUGCAAAAGCCCGCCUCAUUAAAUGGGCCAUACUAUUGCAAGAGUUUGAUAUGGAGAUCGCGAUGAGAAGGAAUAGCUGUGAAGGUAUGCAAAGUGGAUUCUAUUGGCCAAAUUUGUUUAAGGAUGCUAAUUCUUUUGUGAAGGCAUGUGAUUGUUGUCAACUGGACUAUGUGUCAAAGUGGGUUGAGGCUGCUGCAACAAAGGAAAAUGAUGGUAAAAAAAUCAUAAAAUUUUUGCACAAGCACAUUUUCACAAGGUUUGGUACUCCCAAAGCUCUCAUUAGCGAUGAAGGGACUCAUUUAUGCAAUAAGCAACUUGAUGCUCUACUUGCUUGGUAUGGAGUAUACCACCGCACUGCUUUACCAUAUCACCCUCAAUCGAAUGGUCAAGCUGACAGGGAGGUGAAAAGUAUCAUUGAGAAGACGGUAGAUAGGUCCAGGAAAAAUUGUUCUAAGAAGCUUGACGACAUUCAAAACUCCAAUUGGGAUGUCUCCUUAUAG
This is a messenger RNA of Humulus lupulus (European hop), 861 nucleotides long. RefSeq lists its product as uncharacterized. The record is from RefSeq and is a predicted model, not a curated record. Lineage: Eukaryota; Viridiplantae; Streptophyta; Magnoliopsida; Rosales; Cannabaceae. Gene Ontology annotation, biological process: DNA integration. Gene Ontology annotation, molecular function: nucleic acid binding. Bases 1 to 861 code for a protein of 286 amino acids. The transcript has 3 exons.